Molecule: messenger RNA, 4541 nt
Organism: Oncorhynchus mykiss (rainbow trout)
Lineage: Eukaryota; Metazoa; Chordata; Actinopteri; Salmoniformes; Salmonidae
Product: Yes1 associated transcriptional regulator
Biological process (GO): hippo signaling; positive regulation of transcription by RNA polymerase II
Cellular component (GO): nucleus; cytoplasm
Molecular function (GO): protein binding; transcription coactivator activity
Source: RefSeq, a predicted model, not a curated record
GUCUCAAAUCUAAAUCACAGUCGUAAGAAUAGUUGAUGAAACGUUGCUGUAGAGAAAGUUCUCCCCACUAGAGAAGAGGGAUGUGGUCUCUGUAAAGGCUCUCUGUCCCAGUGAAUGAUCCCAAGCCCUGCCCAUUCCGAGGUUCAGAUCACAUGAGUCAGAGUCGGAUGUCCUGCCUGGAGUGUAGAACCAAGUCAGCUUCAACUUUACAACAGUGAGAAGGCAAUGAUUUACAAUGCGCGCUGUCACUCCUGUUUCAUGGCAAAAUCGGUAAACUCUCGAAAGUUAAUCUGUGCAGUUAUUUGAGUUUCGCUCAAGAUACGUUUUUAGCUGUUCUCUUUGUGUUUCUUUUUGGAAAAGUUACAGAUACAGUUGGGUAGAUAUGCACGUUGUUAUAUUAGCUAGUGUGUCUUUCCGAAACAGCAGAAAGAAGAGUACACUUUUCGGAGAUUACAAUAGUUAGCACGUAUAUUAGCACGCCAUAUUGUUGGGAGAAAAUACAUUCACAAUAAAUUAACAACCUCAUCGAAUUUACUUUUGGAAGAAUUUACUUUUGGAAGUUGGAUGAUUUGAGGUUUCAAGUUUCGUUCUGAAGAAAACUUUGCAUUGAUUUUGGCUCUUUGAAUCUUUUCUAUACAUUUUUUUCUCGAGCAAAUACGUUUUGUAUUGUUUUUGGAAUAACCAUGGAUCCCAGCCAGCACAACCCUCCAGCCGGUCACCAGAUAGUCCAUGUCCGGGGAGACUCGGAGACUGAUCUGGAGGCCCUUUUCAACGCUGUUAUGAACCCGAAAAACACAAUCGUCCCUGCCUCCGUCCCCAUGAGGAUGAGAAAGCUACCCGAUUCCUUCUUCAAACCGCCUGAGCCAAAGUCCCACUCCAGACAAGCUAGCACAGAUGCAGUUACGGCUGGUGCCCUCGCCCCCCACCAUGUGCGUGCCCACUCAUCUCCGGCCUCUCUACAGCUAGGGGCAGUGUCACCCCUGUUGGGCAUGGUCCCAGCGGGCGCGCCUCCAUCAAACCUCCGACAGUCGUCCUAUGAGAUCCCAGAUGACAUGCCCCUGCCCCCAGGUUGGGAGGUGGCUCAGACCCCCUCUGGACAGAGAUACUUCCUCAACCACCUGGACCAGUCGACCACCUGGCUGGACCCUCGUAAGGCCCUCCUACAGAUGAACCAGGCCCCUCCCACCAGCCCUGUACCAGUCCAGCAGCAGAACAUCAUGAGCCCAGCUAGUGGUCCUCUCCCUGACGGCUGGGAACAGGCCGGCACCUCUGAGGGAGAGAUCUACUACAUCAACCACAAGAACAAAACCACCUCCUGGCUCGACCCACGCCUGGAGCCGUGCUACAGCCUGAACCAGCAGCGUAUCACCCAGAGUGCUCCUGGUAAGCAGGGGAGCCAGCUGCCUUCCAGCCCCCAAAGUGGAGGAGUCAUGGGGGGCAGCAACCAGAUAAAGCUCCAGCAGCUGCAGAUGGAGAAGGAGAGGUUGAGACUGAAACACCAGGAGCUGCUCCGCACCAGACCACAGGAGCUUGCUCUGAGGAACCAACUGCCCACCAGUAUGGAGCAGGAUGGGGGAACCCUUAACCCCGUGUCGUCCCCUGGGAUGGGCCAGGACGCCCGAAUCAUGACCACCAACAGCAAUGACCCAUUCCUCAACAGUGGGACCUACCACUCCAGGGAUGAGAGCACAGACAGUGGUCUGAGUAUGAGCAGCUACAGUGUCCCCCGUACCCCCGACGACUUCCUCAACAGUGUGGACAGUGUCCCCCGUACCCCCGACGACUUCCUCAACAGUUUGGACAGUGUCCCCCGAACCCCUGAUGACUUUCUCAACGGUGUGGACGAGAUGGACACAGGGGACUCCCUGCCGGUCUCCAUGGGAACACAGGCCAGUCGUUUCCCUGACUACUUGGACGUCAUCCCGGGGACAGAUGUAGACCUUGGCACGCUGGAGAACAAGAGCAUGGCCGUGGAGGGGGAAGAGCUAAUGCCUAGUCUCCAGGAAGCCUUGAGCUCCGACAUCCUAAACGACAUGGAGUCAGUUCUGGCAGCCACCAAGAUGGACAAGGAGAACUUCCUCACAUGGUUAUAGACCAAGCCGGACCUGGGCCUGCUCACUGAUAAGCUAUAGUAUACAACAUCGGUUUACAAACUUUUUUUUGCUACUUGACCCACCAAUUGAGGUGGGUGUUUAGUCAUGACCCACCAAUUGAGGUGGGUGUUCAGUCAUGACCCACCAAUUGAGAUGGGUGUUUAGUCAUGACCCACCAAUUGAGGUGGGUGUUUAGUCAUGACCCACCACACGAUUUGAGCAGUGGAACAACAUGCUCUGACCCGCAGGUAUAUAGGAGAGAGGAGAGGAGCCUGGGAUUAGCUACAAUGGGCUCUAUAGGAGAGACACUGCUCUUCACUCCUAUAGUCCACACGUUUACCUGCUGCCUAGUCAAACUCUCAGACCAGUGAACGAUGUGUAGUUGCCUUGAUUAAAAUAUUUUCCUCCUUCCUGGAUAUGAAUGAUAUCUGUCAUCGGGCAGCAUACAUGUUAACAUGGCCGACUGAGGCACUGCUAUUCUGUUGUUUCUAUAUCUUUCUUUUUGUUGUCUGUGUCUUCAAGGCUGGCCUGUGAACACACAAUUUAUUCAAAGGUCCCUGAAUCUUUUCACACGGCUGGCAUUCUCAAUCUGUCCAUCAUCUUUACCUGGUUGUUUCUCUACCACACCUUUACAUCUAGGGUGUCUUACCUGCUGGCCGGCCGGCAAGGCAAGGGGCCUGCUGCUCUCCUUAUCCCCCAACCCCCACAUCUGAUCUGGGUGGCUGCCUGCCUGUACUCCUCUCACCUCGGCCCCAGGCUUCCUGACAAUAGCAUUCAAGCAUUGUAUUAUCCUGCCUUUUUUUCUUUUAAUUCAUGUAUUUUACAUUGUUGUUUUAAAUAGUUUUUGUUUUUAAUGAUGAGCCGGAGAAAACCCAAAAUGAUAUAUCUGAAGUUGUGUCAAGAACUGUAUUGAUUUGGAAGGUUAGUUUAGGUACGUUAGGUUAGGGCUUCGCCCCAAAUGGCACAUAUUCCUGACAUAGUACACUACUAUGGCCCCUGGUAGUAGUGCACUAGAUAAGGUAUAGGGUGCUAUUUGGGACAUAACCUGGUUUACACAAGCUGGAGUCCCAGUUAGGACAUGUUAGCUCUGUGUGGUGGUGAUGGGGCUAUUGCCUGGAGCCUGGGCCGGGGACCUCGCAUACUAUACUCAGUGGUGGAAAAAGUACCCAAUUGUUAUACUUGAAUAAAAAGUAAAGAUACCUUAAUAGAAAAUGUCUCAAGUAAAAGUGCAAGUCACCCAGUAAAAUACUACCUGAGUAAAAGUCUAAAAGUGUUUGUUUUUAAAUUAACUUUAGUAUCAAAAGUAAAAGUAUAAAUCACUUAAAAUUCCUUACAUUAAACAAACCAGACCUCACCAUUUUCUUGUUUUUUAAUUUACAGAUAGCCAGGGGUACACGCCAACAUAAUUUACAAAAGAUGCAUGCAUGUGUGUUUACUGAGUCCGCCAAAUCAGAGGCAGUAGGAAUGACCAGGGAUGUUCUCUUGAUAAGUUUGUGAAUUAGACUAUUUUCCUGCCCUGCUAAGAAUUCAAAAUGUAAGGAGUGCUUUUGGGUGUCAGGGAAAAUGUAUGGAUUCAAAAUUACAUUAUUUUAUUUAGGAAUGUAGUGAAGUACAAUUAUAAGUUGUCAAAAAAGUAAAUAAUAAAGUACAGAUACCCCAAAAAACGACUUAAGUAGUACUUUAAAGUAUUUUUACUUAAGUACUAUACACCACUGGCUAUACUAUACAAUAUGAUACAUACGUACUGCUGCUUGGCUGUGCCAGCAUGUUUAUACGUUUUUGUCAAAUCAAAGUGCCUUCAGUUGUAUUUUUUGAGAGAAGAAGAGCAAGAAAAUCUACACCAAGUAAUAAUACUAAAUAAUGUGUCUAAGAAGUUGUAUUAUUGCCAAACAAACAUCAAAAAUACUCUCCUCUACUUACGUUAAUGUCCAAUAAUCAACAGUAUGUUUCUGUUUUUCUAAAAACGUGUUAUUAUUAUGGGACUUCAGUAACACUUUACUUGACACCCUUGACACGAUCAAAACCAUGUCAUAAUAUGUCUUAACAGCUACCAUAACCAUACCAUAACCUGUCAUAACACUAUCAUGACCCAUAUAUUUACACCUGUUGUGACAUAUUGUGUUAUUUCAUGGCUGGUUAUGAACCCUAUAUGCUGUAAGUUUGUUGUUGUUGUUGUUGUUGUUGUAAUGAAUUGUUAACAGUCAUCAUAUUUUAAAUAACUUGUAGAAAAUACUCUUUAUAACACUGUCAAGAAGCUUUAUGACAUCAUAAUCAGAUAGGCUUUUCACGUACAUCCCCUUAUUUCAGUCAUUAGUCAAAAAGAUGGUGUCUUGUCCUGCUCCUGUCCUCCUGUGUCUUGUCCUGCUCCUGUCCUCCUGUGUCUUGUCUUGUCCUGCUCCUGUCCUCCUGUGUCUUGUCUUGUCCUGCUCCUGUCCUCCUGUGUCUUGU